UUUUUCUUGUUAAACAUUAAAUUAUGUAUUCUCCUAUGUACAUGUUUGUGCCGCAUUUCUAUCGUUGCAUGGGCUUUUCCUUUUUUUUUUUUUUUUUUUUUUUCUCUCUCUUUCUUUGUGUUGAAACUUUUUAAAUUUAGCAGGCAAGUGGUGAAGAAUGAGUACAAAGGCUGAUCAACAGACAAAGUCAGAUGGAGGAAUAAGGAAAAGAGUAUGUUCAUGCACGAAAGAUGAUUUUCUCCCCGAGGAAUCAUUUAAAAGCUGGGGAAAUUACGCAAAUGCGCUGAUACAAACGCCAACGAGGCUAAUAGAUAGAAUCCUGACACGUUCCGAAGAUGAGGAAGAGUUGGAGGCGAAGGCGCGGAGCCAGAAUGAAAUGAAGAAGACACUUACUUGGUGGGAUUUGAUAUGGUUUGGCAUGGGAGCUGUUAUUGGAGCUGGAAUAUUUGUUCUCACAGGUCUUGAAGCUAAUCAAGAAGCUGGCCCGGCUGUUGUUUUAUCCUAUGUUGUGUCUGGUGUCUCCGCUUUGCUCUCUGUGUUUUGCUACACGGAGUUUGCUGUCGAGAUUCCUGUAGCAGGUGGUUCAUUUGCCUACUUGAGGGUGGAGCUAGGCGACUUUGUUGCCUUCAUUGCUGCUGGUAAUAUACUUCUUGAAUAUGGUAUCGCUGGUGCUGCAGUAGCUCGUACAUGGACUUCCUAUUUUGCCACUCUACUAAACUUCGACUCGGACAAAUUCCUCAUCAAGGUGGAUAGUUUAGCAGACGGAUACAAUGAACUAGAUCCGAUUGCUGUUGGAGUUUGCAUCAUCAUCUGUAUAAUUGCAAUUCUUAGUACAAAGGGUUCAUCUCGUCUCAACUAUAUUGCCACAAUCGUUCACAUUUUCGUGAUCUUCUUCAUCAUCAUAUGUGGCCUAAUAAAGUCGGAUACCAAGAACUACUCCCAUUUUGCACCAUAUGGCGUUCGUGGGAUUUUUAAAGCUUCUGCAGUUCUGUUCUUUGCAUAUGUUGGUUUCGACGCUGUUUCCACUAUGGCUGAGGAAACUAAAAAUCCUGGCAGAGAUGUUCCAAUUGGACUAAUUGGUUCUAUGGUGAUCACUACUUUUUUGUACUGUUUACUAGCCAUUACUUUGUGCCUUAUGCAACCAUAUCAGAACAUCGAUACUAAGGCUCCAUUUUCCGUGGCGUUUAAAUCUGUGGGAUGGAAUUGGGCACAAUAUAUUGUGGCUGCAGGGGCAUUGAAAGGAAUGACAUCGGUUUUGCUAGUGGGCGCAGUUGGUCAAGCGCGUUAUCUAACUCAUAUUUCAAGAACUCACAUGAUGCCUCCAUGGUUUUCUCAAGUAAAUGCCAAGACAGGUACACCAGUCAAUGCCACGGCUGUCAUGUCAUGUGCUACUGCAAUCGUUGCCUUAUUCACGAAACUCGAUAUUCUGUCCAAUCUUCUCUCAAUUUCCACCCUCUUCAUCUUCAUGCUCGUGGCACUUGCUCUCCUCGUUCGACGUUACUAUGUUCGUGGGGAGACAACGAUUGCAAAUCGCAACAAGCUUAUCGCGUUUCUCUUGAUUAUUCUUGCAUCCUCCAUUGCCACAGCUACUUAUUGGGGACUAAGUAAACAUGGAUGGAUUGGCUAUUGCAUUACUGUGCCUAUUUGGUUACUAGCAACAAUUGGACUUUGGUAUUUUGUUCCUCAUGCUAGAAAUCCAAAGCUUUGGGGUGUACCACUAGUGCCAUGGUUACCAUCAGCUUCUAUUGCUAUUAACAUUUUCCUCUUAGGAUCAAUAGAUAAGGCUUCAUUCAUUAGGUUUGGUGCUUGGACUGGUUUUUUGUUGGUGUAUUACUUGUUUUUUGGGCUUCAUGCUUCUUAUGACACUGCAAAAGAGUUUGAAAAGGGUAGAGGGUGGAAGAAUAUUGAAGAAGGAAAUGGUGUAGAUAGCAAAGAUGUUCCUAGUGCUCCUAGGUAA
Messenger RNA from Lycium barbarum (goji berry), 1957 nucleotides. Its product is annotated as cationic amino acid transporter 1-like. NCBI's taxonomy places the organism in Eukaryota, Viridiplantae, Streptophyta, Magnoliopsida, Solanales, Solanaceae. Gene Ontology annotation, molecular function: L-lysine transmembrane transporter activity; L-glutamate transmembrane transporter activity. Gene Ontology annotation, cellular component: plasma membrane. The transcript is spliced from 3 exons. The coding region runs from base 158 to 1957 and encodes 599 amino acids. Gene Ontology annotation, biological process: amino acid transport; transmembrane transport. The record is from RefSeq and is a predicted model, not a curated record.